CGCGCCGUGAGGCAGUGGCCGGGGAAGGCACCGGUGGGGCCCGACGGGCGGGUUGAAGGAGGGAAGCGGGCGAGUGAAGUCCCAGUGCGCGCCGCGGCGGCCCGGGUAUCCUCCCCUUCCGGGCGUGAGGCGCUGUGAGAAGAGCCGAGCCCAGCGGACUAGCGUCGGCAACGAGGCGCCGCCACUGCCGCCCCAGCCCGGCCUCCCUCGGCUUCGGCGCUCCGUCCGCGGGGCCCGGGUUCCUCAGCACACCCAGCUCCAGCCGCCCCCAGAGCCUGUCCCCAGCUCUCCGAACGCCCCGGCGGCAGCCUGGGCCCUUGGCGGGGAGGAUGACGGAGCUGCAGUCGGCGCUGCUACUGCGAAGACAGCUGGCAGAACUCAACAAAAAUCCAGUGGAAGGCUUUUCAGCAGGUUUAAUAGAUGACAAUGAUCUCUACCGAUGGGAAGUCCUUAUUAUUGGUCCUCCAGACACACUAUAUGAAGGUGGUGUUUUUAAGGCUCACCUCACUUUUCCAAAGGAUUAUCCCCUCCGGCCUCCUAAAAUGAAAUUCAUUACAGAAAUCUGGCACCCAAAUGUUGAUAAAAAUGGUGAUGUUUGCAUUUCUAUUCUUCAUGAGCCUGGGGAAGAUAAAUAUGGUUAUGAAAAGCCAGAGGAACGCUGGCUGCCUAUCCAUACUGUGGAAACCAUCAUGAUAAGUGUCAUUUCUAUGCUGGCAGACCCUAAUGGAGACUCACCUGCUAAUGUUGAUGCCGCGAAAGAAUGGAGGGAAGACAGAAAUGGAGAAUUUAAAAGGAAAGUUGCCCGCUGUGUAAGAAAAAGCCAAGAGACUGCUUUCGAGUGACAUUUAUUCAGCAGCUAGUAACUUCAUUUACUUCAGGGGUCUCCAAUUGAGAAACAUGGCACUGUUUUUCCUGCACUCUACCCACCUAUUGCUGGACUUCUGUUGUAACAAGUUGGCAAACACUGGCUGGAACUGGGCGCAAUAAAACAUGCCAGUUAUCAGUGCUGACAAGAGCCUAACAAGUGCCAACUUACAGAUGAUUACGCAUUUUGAAUUCUAAUGAACUGUUUUAACCUUCAGGAAGAAUUGUAAAGACCUGUACAUAGCACAACAUGAUCCGGAUAAUAUAUAUGCUGUUCAUGUACAUCCACAAAUACACCUUGUACCAAAUAAUGCUUUCUUGUAGUAGAAUAAGAAUCGUGUAAAUUCUAAAAGAUUUUAGCAGGUUUUCUUUCCCUAUUCAUUGUUUCUUAUCAGUUUUAAAAGACUCCUUAAAGCAUGUCAGAUGAAAAGCAAUUAGGAUUAAAAGUUUCCAUAUAAUUUCCUUUAAACCAUUGAGGCUUCAUUAAACUCUUUUCACUUACUAAACUUUUGUAUAUUUUUGUUUUGGCACACUCCCCUUUGCUUUCAUCUCAUCUGUCUCAAUCAUUUAGUUCUAAUACUGAAAUACUUAAUAAGCAAUUACUUGAUUUCUAAUGAUGACUUCAGAGGAGUGGUCAUCUCCAGGUGCUUUGUCCUUUUUGUAUUCUGGUUGCACCCAUCUCUUGGAUUGGAUGUAGCAAUAAUCUCUUCUGGCUGUUGAGAGCUCUUGAACCCAGUCAUUACCCCCAGAAAACUUAAAGAAAAAAAAAGAAAAAAGAAAAAAAAGCUGGUUCUGAAUCCAACGUCCUGCAGUUUACCCCAAAGAGCGCAAGAUUUCAAUUUGGUUUUAUUUGCCCUUCAGUUGCCUAAUGUUAAGGUUGGAUAAAUAAAGCAUGCACAUCUUCCAGCUUUCUACUUCACUUCUGGGUCUGCUACCCUCCUCCUGUUCUCUGCCCUUCACAUUUCUUUGCCUAUAUUCUUCUAUUCUGCAGAUUGCCCUCACCUAUUGUACAAAGAAAUUGCGGUGUAUAUUUUCAUGUAAUUUGAUUUUGGAAUUCUGUCACCUUCUGUAGUGAGUUCUUCCAAAAUAUAAUUUUUUCCAAUAAUUGUCAAGUUGUUGGCUUUUAUUGUAUUGAAUGAAGGUUAUAAUACUGAAUGCCAGAGAAGUGCAGUUUUGAAAAAUCUCAGGUUGAUUCUUUAUGCAAACGAACUUUAGUACUUGAAUAUCACAUGGCCAUGAAAGUACGCGUGUUGGGUUCUAACUAGUCUGUCACCUGAGUCUUAAAAGUAUCACAUGGGCAAAUGCUUUGCUAUCUGAUGUAUAGAUUCUGUCAUUGACAAGUCUCUUAGAUUUGAGUGAUGUUUGAGCAUAAGUAUGCUUCAUACCAUGCAGUUUUCUAAAACAACUUCAAAUGUUAAAAUGAGUGUGUGUGACGUUAAAGACAGGCCUGUCUAGGUUGUGAGGUUGGGAACAGGAGGUAUUCUGUGGUGUGCGUGGGCUAGACCUCAGGAUAGGACCGCUGGAGCACAGUGUGUGUGAGAGAGAAUUGGUGCACUUCUGCUCUCUGGAAUUUGGAAGAAUGUUUUGGCAGAAGAGUAACAGGAUCCCUGCCAACAACCUAGACCUCUGCAAACUUUGUGCUUUUUUAAAGCAAAAAUAAAAUGGUUGAGCAUGUAGUCAGAAUAGUUAUUUUUUCUAAAUCCCAGUCUGUUUUUGAUUCUGAAGCAUUGUAAAAAUCUCAUACACAUCAUAAAACUCUUAUGUGUGUAGAGUGAUUAUUGUUUGACUUGAUUCAUUGCAGCUUAAUUAUUAAGAACUUUGUGACUUUUUUCCUCAAAAAUCUCUGUAAAAAUUGUUGCCCCAGCAUGCCAGCACUGCAUACCUACAAGCCCUGUACCUCUUAAAUCAGAAAUUGUCCACAUGGUGGUUGCUUGUGGCUAAGUGGAGUUGGAAUUUUGCUCUUGUAUUGUUGUAAUUCUGCUAAGAAGUCUGUUUUUGAAACCUGGGAUUUGACCCUUUAGCAAGUAGCAAAAGACCUAGUAACUCAGGGACAACUACUUUUGAACUUUAAGUGCCACUUUAAUGCAGUGACUCUGGUAUUGCCAUGUGGUUCUUUAGAGCUUACUUGGGGGAGUGGAAGGGAGGCCCAGGGAAGGGUAUCUGUCUUCUCUUCUCAUGCUCUUUUCUGCCUGGGGUCCUGAUCCUAGAUUGGUGUUAUGACUUCCUUUCUCCUGUCAGAGAUGUCAUCUGUGCCUUUCCCAGUGUUCACCAGACAAUGUGAAUUCCAACACCCCCUUGUUUGAUACUGAACCCACACUCAGGUGACACUGACCCAGGUGGCUUUUGUCUCACCUCGUCUUAUCAUUAGUGUGAGGCGGUUCUUCUCUGCUUUAGGAAAAGAAUUUCUUCCCCUAACUUUGUGCCAAGUGUCAACAGCAUCCACGUAGUCUUUUGGGUUGUGGAACUGUUGGUUGAUGCCUAAAUUUAUUCCAAAUUCUUGUAGAUGCUGAUAGAUUGCAGUUUGUGCUCAUAGUAGGUUUUAUGAUCUCAGUGUUUUCUGGCCUUGUCUUUGGAGCUAAAAUCUACAUAAGGUUGAUCUCCUUGCCAUUAUAAGUUAAUCAUGUUUGUGAAGGUAUCUAAUGGCCUUCAUUUCUGGUUGUGAAAUUAUUUUAUAUGCUCACUCACCCUGUACAAAUCAUCCCACUUUGGGCCAUGGUGCCUGCGUAUUUUUGCCCCAUCUGGUCUCCAAUUGGUGGAAUUCCCUUUUUUGUACUGAUACCUCUCAGCAUCUUUGAAACUCGACAUAAUGUUGCUUCAUUCCAGUUUUUUUUUCUUAGUUCUGUAAUUUGUUGACUGUAUUUAACUGUGUGAGUUCUGUUGUGAUGUUUACAGUAUUGUAAAGCACCUCAAUCAUGUGAUAGGUGCUCUAUAAAUCAAUAAAUGAUGACUUAGA
Messenger RNA from Lepus europaeus (European hare), 3817 nucleotides. RefSeq names its product ubiquitin conjugating enzyme E2 G1 (gene UBE2G1). Bases 330 to 842 code for a protein of 170 amino acids. The record is from RefSeq and is a predicted model, not a curated record. Gene Ontology annotation, biological process: protein polyubiquitination; proteasome-mediated ubiquitin-dependent protein catabolic process. The transcript is spliced from 6 exons. Gene Ontology annotation, molecular function: ubiquitin conjugating enzyme activity. NCBI's taxonomy places the organism in Eukaryota, Metazoa, Chordata, Mammalia, Lagomorpha, Leporidae.